Papaver somniferum (opium poppy) is the source of this 661-nucleotide messenger RNA. RefSeq lists its product as uncharacterized. Bases 29 to 661 code for a protein of 210 amino acids. Lineage: Eukaryota; Viridiplantae; Streptophyta; Magnoliopsida; Ranunculales; Papaveraceae. The record is from RefSeq and is a predicted model, not a curated record. The transcript is spliced from 3 exons. Gene Ontology annotation, molecular function: zinc ion binding.
CCAGAAAAUGAAGUACAAGUUGUAGUUGAUGACAGAAUUGAUAAGGGGAUGGAAUUUCCUGAAGAGGAAGUUUAAGAAAAAAGGGGAAUAUAAGGUGCAAGGAGCGGUUGCUGGAAGGAUUUAUGAAGUGACAAGCAUACAUAAUACGGUGUUCACUGUUGACCUUGAGAAACAUACUUGCAGUUGUAUGCAGUGGCAGUUAAGGUGUUUCCCCUGCCAACACUCGGUCUGUGCUUUACUGCAAAUCAGACCCAAUUGGGUUGAGUAUUGUGCUAGAUACUAUUCAGUGGAUAACUACAGGACCACGUAUGCCCCUGAUAUGGUACUAUUGGAAGGGCCUGAAGACUGGGAGGAGCCAAGAACAACUAUUGUUCCUCCGUUGCUCAUUAGGAAACCAGGCAGGCAUAUGAAGAACAGAAGAAAGGCCUAUAAUGAGACCCUAUCCGAGAAGAAAGUCAGGUGCUGCAGCAAAUGCAAGCUGCCUGGACACAACAAAACAACUUGUCCUGGUGGUGCAAUUGGUUCUAAUCCAAAGGAAAAGAGGUCUGGAUCUGAAGAAGGGGGACUGACGUUCCAAGCCCAAUCAUCAUCACAAGCUGGAAGUGUUGGUGGUUCUAUGCCUGCAACGAAGAAGCCAAGAAAAGCUUCGACUCAGCAGUAG